AGGACGCCAGAAUUUGUGAGGCAUAUACAUAGCCAAGUGGCAAGGGAUGAAAACAAAUAGCAGACCGCCGAGUGGACUACGAGAAACGAAGUGCGCUGUCGAUAGACCAGAGACGCCUUCAGCGUUCACCACGAUGUAAGUCGAUUAAUCCAGUAACGAGACGCAAAAUGCCGAUGAUAGUCAAGUAACGUGGUAGCAAUGAGAAACAGCGUCAUGCUGCAGGUAUGCAAAGAGCAUGGUAAAGUCAGCAAGUGGAGAAAGCACAUGCCGUGUCGCGUUAAAAGACGCCCACGCGUUUUAAAGUCCGACAUAACGCGUACGAUCUGCAAGAUCACGUGCAAGCAUGGACUACAAAGGGCUGCAUUGGUACCCGCUGCUGUGUUCUUCGACAACCAUGUCUUCGAGUUACAUAUGCCGAAAGUGCAAACAGCCAAUUCAACUAGAUGCAUCGCUAGCCGACCUGACACCCUCUUCUUACGACCUUCUUGCAUCCACUCUCGCCUCGCCGCCACGGUCACACUCGUCUGAUACGGAGAAGAUUGGGCAAGUACCAUCUCCAGUUUCCGCCAAGAAUGCGCGGAAGCGUGGUGUCAACAUACAAACAGGACGUGUAUCUCCGACUCCAAUUGUUACUCCAUCUAAAGUGCUGGGGAAGCAAGCACAGCGCUCUGUGGCUAGCGCACCCAAUGAAUCCUUCGUGUUUCUUCAGGAUAGCGUUGUUCAAAAAAUCCCUUCAUCAGGCGUGGUACAACCGCAUCCUGCUAAUUCUCGAACGCAAGGCCAACAAUCCCCACCACAGCCUGUCUCACCGAUCUCGAAUAAACUAAGCUCUAUAAACAAGCUCUUCUCAUUAUUAUCCAGUCGAACUGACCUCGAUCAUCCGUUAUGUACCGAAUGUACAGACAGUCUCUUGAAGGCCCUGGGAGAACAACUGAAGGACACUAUGCGGGAAAGGGACGGAUAUCUUGCGUUUGAGAAAGAGCUCAAGAAGGAGAAGCAAAGGGAGGAAGAGUCAGUUGAAGAGAUCGAGAGGCGAAUCGAGAGAUUGAAGGAAGAAGAGCGAUUGGCGAUAGAAGAUCUCCGUGAAGCUCAAGCUGAAAAAGAGCAGUUAGAAGAGGAGCUAAGAGCACUCGAGCUGGAAGAGAAGGAUCUGGAAGAGGAUGAAACAGAGUUUUGGACUGCGCAUAACACACAUCUGCUCACUGCAGCGGAGCAGGCCUCGCAGCUCGCUUCUCUCCGUGCGGCAUACGCGUAUGAUUCCAUUGUCCUCGAGAAGUUAGAACGAACGAAUGUGUAUAACGACGCAUUUUGCAUCGGUCAUGACGGUGUCUUUGGGACAAUUAAUGGCUUGCGGCUCGGCCGAGUGAGCGGUGUUCAUGUGGAAUGGGCGGAAAUCAACGCGGCGUGGGGACAAGCACUCCUAUUGUUGUUCACAAUCGCCAGAAAGCUAGACUACACAUUCGAAAGUUACCGUCUCGUCCCUACGGGUUCAUUCUCUCGCAUCGAAAAGACAAAUGGAGACAAGUCUUCCUACGAACUAUACGGAUCGGGUGACCUUCAUAUAGGCCGGUUAUUACACAAUCGGCGGUUCGACUUUGCCAUGGUCGCAUUUCUAGACUGUCUACGGCAACUAAUGGAGUACGUGAGAUUUCAAGACCAAUCUGUCGAAUUUCCACACCAAGUGGUGAAGGAUAAGAUUGGUGACGUGUCCAUCAAACUUCAGUUCGGCGUGGAAGAGGCUUGGACGCGUGCACUGAGGCACGUUCUGCUUGCCUUGAAGCUGCUUCUCAAAUGGACUACCAGUGCUGCCGCCUGACAUUACUAAUUUAUGCUUUGCACUUUUCUCACAUCGCUGUAGCGGCCCGGGUAUCCUCCGGCGCUUGUCCGCUCACUACAUUCUCAAACCCAUGUCCGACUGCAUUUGUUAAUUUUUUUUUCCUUUGAUGCAAUCUUUCCUAGCAUGCUACGAUUUUAUUGUAGACAUGUAAUCUACUUCCCUGUGUAGUUCUUUGAUUUCAUUUCGUCAUCGGAGCCUGUU
This is a messenger RNA of Fomitiporia mediterranea MF3/22, 2038 nucleotides long. Its product is annotated as APG6-domain-containing protein. The coding region runs from base 344 to 1816 and encodes 490 amino acids. NCBI's taxonomy places the organism in Eukaryota, Fungi, Basidiomycota, Agaricomycetes, Hymenochaetales, Hymenochaetaceae. The record is from RefSeq and is a predicted model, not a curated record. Gene Ontology annotation, biological process: late endosome to vacuole transport; autophagy; cellular response to nitrogen starvation. The transcript is spliced from 6 exons. Gene Ontology annotation, cellular component: phosphatidylinositol 3-kinase complex, class III, type I; phagophore assembly site; phosphatidylinositol 3-kinase complex, class III, type II.